Pediculus humanus corporis (human body louse) is the source of this 861-nucleotide messenger RNA. Its product is annotated as Uracil-DNA glycosylase, putative. The coding region runs from base 1 to 861 and encodes 286 amino acids. Gene Ontology annotation, cellular component: nucleus; mitochondrion. Gene Ontology annotation, biological process: base-excision repair; base-excision repair, AP site formation via deaminated base removal. Gene Ontology annotation, molecular function: uracil DNA N-glycosylase activity. The record is from RefSeq and is a predicted model, not a curated record. The transcript has 2 exons. Lineage: Eukaryota; Metazoa; Arthropoda; Insecta; Psocodea; Pediculidae.
AUGAGCAAGCAAAAAAAUAUUUUAAAUUUUUUUAAACCCGUUGCCGUUAAAAGAAGUUCACCUGGAAUUGAAGAAUCAGUUAAUAAGAAAAUAAAAUUAAAUGAUAUUCAAGACGAAAAUAUAAAUUCGACUCUUAAAGAAAAAGCUAGAGAAAAAUUAUUAGUUUUAAGCAAAAAUUUUAGCAUUUUGGAUUGUGAAAUGGGGCCAACAUGGUUUUUUGCACUAGAAAACGAAUUUUCAAAACCUUAUUUUAAACAACUUAAUCAAUUUGUUUAUACGGAAAGAUCAAAAUUUAAAGUUUAUCCAACGGCCGAUAAUGUGUGGACAUGGACUAAAAUGUGUACAGUAUCUGAAGUUAAAGUAGUAAUACUUGGUCAAGAUCCAUAUCAUAAUCCUUUUCAAGCUCAUGGUCUUUGCUUUAGUGUGCCAAGAGGUAUUCAACCUCCUCCUAGCCUAGUCAAUAUUUAUAAAGAAUUAAAAAAUGAUAUAGAAGGUUUUCAAAUCCCUGCACAUGGAGAUUUGACAGGUUGGGCUAAACAAGGAGUUUUGUUGCUUAAUUCUAGUUUGACUGUUAGAGCUCACACUCCCAAUUCUCAUGCGGAUCACGGUUGGGAAAAUAUAACUAAUGCAGUUAUUAAAUACAUUAGCGAUAAAAAAAAAGGAAUUGUUUUUCUCUUAUGGGGCUCAUAUGCACAAAAAAAGGCUGCAUGUGUUGAUCAGAAAAAACAUCAUCUUUUGAAAGCUGUUCAUCCUUCUCCACUUUCAGUCAACAAAGGUUUUUUCGGAUGUAAACAUUUUUCUAAAUGUAAUGAACUGUUGAAAAAAGAAGGAAAAGAGCCCAUUGACUGGAAUAAACUAUAA